AUGAGCAAGUACUUUGUGAACGUUCUGUGGCUACUUCCGGUGCUGGCUGUCGCGUUGCCGGCCAACGACAAGCCUGGAAACGAGAAUGACCUGAUGGCGACGAUCUACACCGAUUGCCUGAAGAAGGAAUCGAUCAACUGCAUCAAGUACAAAGUAUUCUCAUACGUGGACAAAAUGCUCGCGGACAAAGAGGAUAUCACGCUCACGGACGGCAUCACCGUGGUCAGGACUUUGAACACCGAAGAAGGCGCACCUAGAUCCAUCGAGUCCAGCGAUUUGGAUACGCUGUUGUUCGAUCGUCUAGGAAGGUUCCUCAGGACCCACACGGUCAAGGUUGACCUCAAGGGUACCGACAUCCUUGGCGCCAUUGAAUCAGCUGGUCGAAGCUUCGAAGACUUCACUGACAAUGCUGUCGAGAGUCGUGGCAAGAAAAAGAAGGCCCAGAAAAUUCUCGGCCCGUUGAUGAUGGCCCUCGCCCUGAAGGCCGCAGCCCUGUUGCCACUAGCCUUGGGUGCGAUCGCGGCGAUCGCUGGUAAGGCUCUGCUCGUCGGUAAAAUAGCCCUGGUGAUAUCGGCCAUCAUCGGACUGAAGAAGCUCCUCAGCUCGAGCGGAAAGCACGUGACGUACGAGGUGGUGUCGCAUCCUCAUCAUAGCAGCAGCCACGUCGUCAGCCAUGACGAAGGCCAUGGUGGUUACGGUGGUGGUGGCGGUGGCGCCGACUAUGGUGGCGGCUAUUCUGGCAGCAGUGGCCACGGCUGGGCAAGGAGUUUACCACAGGAUUCCCACGAAAUGGCCUACCGCGCUCAUCAACCACAACCACAAGCAUGA
Osmia bicornis bicornis is the source of this 828-nucleotide messenger RNA. RefSeq lists its product as uncharacterized. Lineage: Eukaryota; Metazoa; Arthropoda; Insecta; Hymenoptera; Megachilidae. The transcript has 3 exons. The record is from RefSeq and is a predicted model, not a curated record. Bases 1 to 828 code for a protein of 275 amino acids.